Messenger RNA from Alternaria rosae, 303 nucleotides. RefSeq lists its product as uncharacterized. The annotation marks the transcript as partial. The record is from RefSeq and is a predicted model, not a curated record. NCBI's taxonomy places the organism in Eukaryota, Fungi, Ascomycota, Dothideomycetes, Pleosporales, Pleosporaceae. The transcript has a single exon.
CCAAUGUUAAAUCUAGGCCGUCUAGGUCGCUUCCAGAUAUCCUAUCUUCCGCCAUCAGACAUGUCGCAAAAAGAGCACCAAGACAUACCAUCAGUCCCGCCACCUGAGUAUACAGACACUGCGGUAAGCGAAAGCGACAGCAAGUACCACGCUCCAUGGCAAGCUCAACCACCAGAGUGCAAGACCGAGCAAGUGUGUCGGUGGCUCAUCGAGAUCUUCGCAAUAACCUUCAACGCGAACUUCGACGAGCUGAAUGCAGCUCUCUUGGACAUUCCCGUACCAGAGCACACAAAUACAAUCCUU